Molecule: messenger RNA, 1050 nt
Organism: Penicillium pulvis
Lineage: Eukaryota; Fungi; Ascomycota; Eurotiomycetes; Eurotiales; Aspergillaceae
Product: Gfo/Idh/MocA family protein
Exons: 6
Coding region: 1-1050 (349 amino acids)
Biological process (GO): NADPH regeneration
Cellular component (GO): cytoplasm
Molecular function (GO): oxidoreductase activity; nucleotide binding
Source: RefSeq, a predicted model, not a curated record
AUGGCGCAAUCAACACCAAUCGGAGUUGCUCUCAUUGGAGGAGGCAUUUGGGCUAGAGAGGAACAUGCUCCCGCCGUCGAAGCAGCCAAGGAUACACUGACUCUCAAAGCCGUUUACUCCCGCUCAGCAGCAUCUGCUAAAUCGUUAGCCGAGAGCGUUUCCUAUCCUGUAGAUCUCUACUCUGAAGAUGGCGACAAGAGCCUUGAUGAGCUCUUACAACGUCCAGAUAUUGGGGCUGUCAUCAUCGCCCUGUCCAUCGAAAGCCAACCCCGCUUCAUCAAAGCGGCUCUACUAGCCGGAAAGCACGUUCUCUCCGAAAAGCCCGUAGCCGAGAACAUCCAGGAUGCAGAGGAUCUGAUCAAAUGGUACCGCGCUGAUAUCAAGGGCCCAACGUGGGCAGUUGCCGAAAACUUCCGAUACUUGAAUUGCUACAACUACGCAGCAGAGCAAAUCAAGGGAAUGGGCAAGAUUACAAAUUUCCAGGGACGUCAACAGAGUUGUAUCCCCAUAGACAUGAAGUUCAAUCUCACACCCUGGCGACAAGUUCCCACCCACCAAGGCGGAUACCUUCUCGAUGGAGGAGUUCACAACAUGGCAGGUCUUCGGCUUCUGCUCGGUGCACAGCCUGGAAACGAGAUCGCUACCCUCUCGGCAUUUACCAAUCAACUCCAGCCUUAUCUGCCUCCGGUCGAUACAGCUGACAUGAUUCUGAGAACGAGAUCUGGGGUAACUGGAGCUUUUCAGGUUUCUAGAGGUACAACAUUGCGGGGGGAUGAAUUGACUGUUGCGUGUGAGGAUGGGUGGGUUAAGAUUGAGAAUGAGAAGGUGACUAUUUCGAGGGAUGGAAAGGAGCAGACGACUACUGUUGCCAAUGAGCGCACAGGUGUUCCUCCUGAGAUUAGAGCCUGGGGCGCAAGUCUUGUGGCUGGAAAGGUGGUUCCUGAGCAGGAGCCUGAGGCUGCGUUGGCUGAUCUUGAGCUGAUUGAGCUCAUGCUUAACAGUGGAGCUCAGGACGGAAAACCUCUUGUCUGCAAGCAUCAAGUCGUGUAG